Molecule: messenger RNA, 1547 nt
Organism: Williopsis jadinii
Lineage: Eukaryota; Fungi; Ascomycota; Saccharomycetes; Phaffomycetales; Wickerhamomycetaceae
Exons: 1
Coding region: 73-1161 (362 amino acids)
Source: RefSeq, a predicted model, not a curated record
GACAGACAAGUCGAUGUUGUAUCAGCUGAUGAAGCUAUGAGUCUUUGUCUAUAUGCGAUGAGGGAUUACAAGAUGUACCUUAGCAGGAAUCCAACCUCCAUGAAGGAGAUCUGUCAGAAGUGGGAAGCAAUUACUGGUGAUUCAAAAGUCCGCAAAACCCUUGAAAUAAAGCUCAGAUCUCUUGUUCAUCAGGCUACGAAGGAUCCUGAUAUGCGCUUGAACUCCUCGUGCUGUUGCGUUACAGAAUCCUCAAAGUGUGAAACGAAUGUCUUUACCCUUGAGAUGCCAUUUUUAAUUGGUCCAGAGGCUAAUAAGGAAAUCAUAGAUACAAAGAAGCUUACGUUUGCUCAUAUCAGCGAGGAUAUCGUUGCUUAUUUGAAAAGGAGAUUCCCACGCCAGCUUGUGAAGUCCUGUUCUUCACCUAGUGAGUCGAUAGUGCCAGCAACGCUUUCUGUGCUUGAGAGGAUCAUGGGAGACCAGAAUAUCGAGAAGGUGUAUGGUAUUUGGAGUUCUGGUUUACCAAAACCUGGUAAGGAGUUAAGUGUAUCAUUGUAUGAUCUUCUGUGGCGCAAAUCAGGCUAUGACAGUGUGUUCGAGAAGUCUGCCUGUGUCAUUCGGUCCUUCGAGGGAGACGAGGAACAUUCUCGCUAUAAACUGGCCUUUAUUCUCCAGUUCUUCGACAUGAAAUGGCACAAUAAAGCACUGUCAAGAGCCUCAUUGAUCAAAACAAUGCGGAGAAGACAUAUUACUAGCGCCCUUGCGUUUGUCUCAGACUUGGAUAUUGAACGAAUUCAUGCCAUGCCUUCGAGUCUUGUUGUAUCCGAUAACGGCACAGAAGAAGAGGCUGGUGAAGAAAGCCCUUCAGCGAUCGGAUUGAAGAUCAGUGCUAAGGCUAAGAUGACUCUGUGUCCUUUGUUGCUGGACUAUAUUGAUGAAGACGAUCCAAGAUCAUCAUGGUUCUCUGAUUCUCCUGCGUCGAAGGAUUGUUUAUUUGAUCCUUCUAAAAAUUCAGCACUGAUCAGUUUGAGCAAUGUCAUUGUGGGGAAGGCUGAGCUACUGUUUCGUGGCGAGAGUGAACCAAUGAAUCCAAAGAGUGGCUCCAUUCAAAUCCAGAUGUCUAACUUCAACCAGUGUGAGUUCAUGGCCCACAAUGAAUUAUGACUAGCUGAGAUAUUGCUUCCCGCAGUUUAUACGGUUUACAAGUCCAUUGUGCUUAUCACUGGCCAAACAUCUCAACAUCACGUAGUUAUCACCCAGGAAUGGCUUUCCAAGCAUAAUCACGAGUCCCGGGGCUAUUCUUCGAAGUGUUUCCUAUGUAUUUACACUGGUGACUUGCCUUUAAUGGAAAUUAACGGAGACUUUGACGUAACCACCGCCUACGCUUAAAGCGAACAUCACGCCCUUUAUGGUUGUGAGCCCUGAAGAAAACCUAUCAAAAGGUCUGAAAAGUCCCACAUCCGAUGGCGAGUCCAUGGAUUUUCGCCCUUCUGACCUUGAAUCUGCCAGUUUUCAAGUCCAGGCCCGAGAAAGUGCCAGUUCUCAAGUCU